UGUCACGCUAAAAGGUUAGAAAUCAGUAAAAUACAGUUUAUUUAUAUUAUUUUACAAACAAUAACAAAAAUAUUAGAUAACUAUUUAUUAAAUAUUUUCAAUAAAAAAAAUAUUAAGGACUGUGUGUUAAGAUAUCAGUGGAUCUGAGUGAGUAUGUCAGGAAAUGGAGCCCUGCUUACAGUAUCUAAGCCGACUGAAUCGGCCGCUGCCUCGAAGAGCAAACAAGGCAACAUCGACGUAGGCGCUGAAAACACACCAAAAUCAUCGAAAUACAAGAAAAAAAUACUAUCUGCCCGCAUGGCGGACGAUGCGGCCACGGACUGCCUGUUCGAGCGGCUGCGGCUGCUGCACGCGCGCGCCGGCGACUCCACCGAGCUCGCGCGCGCCCUCACCGCCCGCAUCCACUGCCGGCUCACCUCGCACGACAAGCAUGUGCGUCAGAGCACCCUGGACCGGCUGUGGAACAAGCAGACCGGCGCCAUGCAGGUGCUGCUCGCCAUAUUGGAUUCCUCACGGGAUAUACCGACGUGCUCGAGCAUAGCGGCCAUAUUGAGAGAAACAUUGUGUGUGAAACAAACAAAAGCCCAGCAGAAAAAAACAACAUCAUCAAUACCCAAUGAGGUCCAGGGGAACAGGAAAAAAGAUUCCAAAAAGGCCGGAAAAGAAAAUAAAGCUCCGGUAGUAAAAAGGGCGGUGAACCCGGCGCGGCAGCAGUGCCUGCUCCAGCUGGUGUCCGACGGAGCCACACUCGUGCUGCUGCGAGCGCUCAUGUUCGCUCAUUACAAGCGAGACGGCAACCUCAGCAACGACCUCUUGACCGCUGACCUCGCCUGGACCCUCGCCAUCCUCGCCCCGAGAGACCCAAAGUUUGCAUUGAGAGCGAGGACGGCUGGGGCGGUGCGCGCGUUCCAUCUCAUAUUGAAAGGACACUUCACGGACAAUAAGUUGAUAUUCCCCUUACUAGUCAUAAUGAAGCAACUGUCCAAAAAUUCAAUAACAACAGCGAUAUUGGUCCGCGAUGGAGUAGUAGGCACGUAUGAGCGUGUUCUGGUGAGUCUGGGCUUCAUCCCCACCACUCGGCUGCGACUGUGUCUGGAUGCCAUCGACUACUUCAGCAAAAACAAGGUGUGCUGCAUGCAGAUCGUGAAGACAGGGCUGGCGGGCGUUCUGGUGCGCGUGUUCGACCGCUGGGACCGCUACGAGGGACGCAUGAAGCUGAAGAUAUGCGCGCACAUACUGCAGACUCUGCAGCACUUGUGCAAUAUUAGGUCGGGCCGGCGCGCGCUCUGCACCAAGAAGCACGUGGCGACGCUGCACCGGUUCUGCUGCCAGUGCCCGGACGAGGCGCAGUACGACACACUGCUCGCUCGCGUGUGCUCCGUGGUCACGCUGUGUCUGCGCCACCAGGCGCUGCCCGUGCCCGGCGUCAGCCCCGCUGCGUUCAACCUCACGCCGUUUAUUAAAGGAACCAAUACGUCCUGGCCUAAUCGCGAAGACGAAGAGGAAGGGAACAUAUUUGACACUAAAUCUGUGAUAUCGGAUGCCGAUGAUGAUGACUCGGACAUAGACAUCGAUGGAGUGGAUGAAUUCCCUGACCCUGAUACAGACUUUGGGGAAAAUGCUGGAAAAAAUGACAUAGCUGAAGACAAUGAUAAGGGUUUUGGAAAAAGCGGUGAUAGUCUGCCAAAUAAUAUAUGGAAUUACCCCUUUGACAGAGAUGUAGAAGACUUAAAAAAAUAUUUCAUAUUCUUCAAAGAAUUCGGUUCAUAUAACAAACAAUUAAGACUGGUUAAAACGAGGUCAAACUCCCGAGGGUCAAUUCUAGACGAGUUCCUGUCUUACCAGGCGUCUGCCAAGAAUACGCCUUCAGGUCUGACCCUGACCAUGGCUAAUUUCCUAGAAAACGUCCAAAGUGAAGGGAUAGUGGGACAGCCUCUGCAUUCUGGAUCCGGGUCUAGCCAGAAGACUUUCGAAACCUCAGCCUCACAGUCCAGCACAUCCCUCAAGAUGCACAAGGAUCUGAUAAACCUGUCUCCGCGGGAGGUCUACUGCAGCGUGGCGUCGCGCGUGCGCAGCGUCAUCCCCUUCGUGAAGGUGGCCUACCCCGACCUGGUGGCGGGGCAGAGCCGUGGGACCAUGGAGCCGCUCAAUGUCAUGGACAGGAAGGCUGCUAGAACGAAAUUACUAGCAUGUGUGGAUCGAGCAAUAAAUCCUGAACAAUAUAUUAAUGAAGUGGUCUAUGACUUGGAUGUUCUGGCAGCCGCACACGCAGGCGCUAGUGACAGUCAAAAGAGCGAUGUAAUGCUGACCAACAACGAUGAAGCGGAUUUAAAUAAAAUGAGCCCCACCUUCAACUCAACGCUGACAUUUGAGUCUAGAUUCGAGUCUGGAAAUCUCAGAAAAGCUAUACAGAUUGGUCCCCGUGAGUACGAGCUGAUCCUCAUGCCGGACGUGAACGCCACACGACGGCACCAGUGGUUCUACUUCGAGGUGCGCGGCGCGCUGGCCGGCCGCCCCUACGUGUUCAACAUCGUCAACUGUGAGAAGAGCGACAGCCAGUUCAACUUCGGCAUGAAGCCCGUCAUGUUCUCCGUCACUGAGGCGGUGUUGGGACGGCCGGGCUGGGUCCGCGCGGGCUCGGACAUCUGCUACUACCGCAACGCGUACCACCCGCCGGCGCAGCGGCACGGCUCCAAGUGCUACCUCACCGCCACCUUCGACAUCGCCUUCCCGCACUCCAGCGACGUCGUCUACCUCGCCUACCACUUCCCCUACACUUACUCCAGGAUGAUGACCCGCAUCUGGCAGCACAGCCAGUCCCUGCCUCCAGCCACGUACUUCCGUGCGGAGCCACUGUGCCUCUCGCUCAACAACAACGAGGUGCCUCUGCUCACCGUCUCCGCCGAGGAUACCCCUAGCAACCCUAUUGCUGACCGUGAAAUAGUGUUUCUGACGUCCCGAGUGCACCCCGGUGAAGCCAACGCGUCCUGGGUGAUGGACGGCACCCUAUCCUGUCUCCUGGGCACCGCGCCGGUCGCUGCGGCUCUGCGGGCCAAGUAUGUGGUGAAGAUAGUCCCCAUGCUCAAUGUGGAGGGCGUUGUUAAUGGCUGUCAUCGGUGCGGCCUGACUAACGAGGACCUUAAUCGACGCUGGUGCAAGCCCAACCCGAUCCUGCAUCCCUCGAUUUAUCAUACUAAGGGUCUGAUGGAGUACCUGGCGCGCGUGUGGAAGCGGCCGCCGGCGGUGUACUGCGACUACCACGGGCACUCGCGCAAGAAGAACGUGUUCUUCUACGGAUGCGCCGGCGCGGAGAGCUGGUGCCACGGCGACCGCCUGGCGCCUGACGAGCCGGCGCAGUACCUUUUACUACCCGCGCUGAUGCACCGCAUAUCUCCCGCGUUCGCGCUGGGCUCGUGCUCGUUCAAGGUGGAGCGCGAGCGGGAGAGCACGGCUCGCGUGACGGUCUGGCGGCAGCUGGGCGUGCAGCGCUCCUACACCAUGGAGGCCUCCUACUGCGGCUUCGACCGGGGACCCUUCAAGGGCUUCCACCUGAACACGCAGCACCUGCAGAACGUGGGCAGCGACUUCUGCGAGGCUCUGAACGGCCUCGGCGACCCCGGCGCCGGCGUCGACCUCCAGCUCACCAGGGACCUCAACGGUAAUAUCGUUGAGAUCAAUGUGAAAGGGGCAAAACGUAAUAGGGAGUUAGUUCUGGACAGCGAUUCAGCGUCAACCGACAGCGCGCUGAAGACUGACUCUGACGAGGAGUUCGACUAACAGUGACGUCACACCGACGAAACAACUGGUUCUACUACCGACAUCUACUGGCCGAUUUUAACCAAUCCAACCUAUCGAUAGUUUACAGUACCCGUAUCACGAAUCGUUUUCUCAUAGUGCGAGUCAGUUAAAAUUUUCAUGAUUGUGAACGUGUGGGUCAAGUAGUUACUCAACAAUU
Messenger RNA from Plutella xylostella (diamondback moth), 3955 nucleotides. Lineage: Eukaryota; Metazoa; Arthropoda; Insecta; Lepidoptera; Plutellidae. The record is from RefSeq and is a predicted model, not a curated record.